ACACCACUCUCUAUAUACCCAGUGUAACGAGAGGGGAGCCGCGCGGGCAAAGCAAAUGGCGACGGCCCCCCCGCCUCCUUCUCCCCCUCCUCUCCUCCUCCGCCCCGCCGACACCGAUCCGAUCCCGCCCAUCACCGGCGCGGCGGAGGAUGCGGUGCUGCUUGCGGCGGAGCUCCUCUCCCGGGAGGAGGUGCUUCGCCGCCGUUCCCGCCGGGUGAAGCAGCUCGCCAGGCACUACAGGGAGCACUAUUGGGCGCUCGUGGAGGAGGUCCGGUCCAAGCUCCGCGAGUACUACUGGAGCAUCGGCGUGAGCCCCCUCGAGGUGGACGGACUCGACACAGCGGCGGCGGCCGCGCUGGCCGAGGUGAGCGGGGAGAAUGAUGACGGGGUUGCAAAGAAGGGUUUUUGCCGCAUUUCCGAGUGUAUGUCGAUGGCGAUGCCCCUGACGAGUUACUGCCAUGGUCACAUACUCUGCGAUGACCGGCAGACGCUUUACAAGCCUUGUACCUACGAGACCUUCAGCAGUGGACAAACUUGCGGGAAGCCAGUUCUCCAAGCUGCAGUGCCUCCUUUCUGCACACUGCACAUUCAAAAGGAUCAGAACCAUCUCUCACAAGUUUUCAGUAGGGAAGGCUUUAGAGUAUAUUCUUCUGGCAAGCCUGCUCCAGGUUUUCAUGUCAUAAUUGCUGAAUACAUCCACCAGAUCCAAAUCAAUAGAAGGAAAGCACCAAAUGCUGCCAGUACAAAGAAUGCAGACAAGGAUGAGAACGCUGGUUAAUGUUGGUUGUGUUCGAUGCUGUUUUGAAGAGUAAAGACUUCUUAUUUUUGUGUACAGAACUUGCUAUUGUAGAUGUUAUAUAGCAGGGGAGAGGGGCCCAUCUGAAAGAAGAAAAACGUUCUCAUACAAGGUACGCUUUUGGUGUUCUUGAAUUAUGCCUUCUACAUAUUAUGCAUAUCAUUUAUUACUUACGGACGUUGCUGAUUCUAGUUACACCAGACCAGGGAUUGCUGGCCAAUGUAUGAUGCAUGCUGUGUUCGCUUUGUUCAGGGUCAUGCCAUCAACAAGCCAGGCAUUAUCUCUAGGCUUAUUAGACACACAUGCAUGCAUGCACCAUGCCAAGCAUACAUAAAUUUAAUGCUUUAAAUUUGAAAAGUUUACUCCAAUAUUGCUUCAACUUUGAAAUUCAAAAGUUCUCAGUUCGUCAUAAAUGGUCUUAUAUAUCAUAGAUUCACAAAAAAAUUGGACUUAAAGAAAUGUUUGUCUGGUUUGUUUGUGCCAUAUGAUCCUCAUAAAUGGAGUUGGUUGGGUUGGAGGUGGAGUAGAAAGCAGUUGUGAUUGGCGAGAUCAUUGAUCCUGCGUUCUCAAAGAUUUGAAUGAUGAAUAAUCCUGCGAAACAGCUAAAGUAAUAGGAAUUAGACGUAAGACGAUUCCAAAUAGAAAAAUUUGAAUCAUUUUGGUUUGUUUAAGGGGAUAAAAGAAAGGUAAGAUCUAUCCCUAAAUAUUAAUCUGAAUUAUCCGUGAAUCUCAAUGACCAAGAGUUGCCGAUUAAUGUGAGAAAGAACCACAGAAUACCUGGAAUCUCGUAGAAAUAUUUGUUUUUUUAUAUUAAAUUUCCAUUCAUUUCAUUUCAAAUAAGUCAUAUCUUGUUCAAACCUGAAUAGAGUUGGGAUUGUAGUUAAAGCAGCCAGUAGAAAACCAAAAUCAAUAUUCAUAUUAAGCAUGAAACAGUGAAAUUAGAAAAUUGCAUUCUAAUUAUACAUUAUGGUGUUUGUGAGGCAAGGGUGUUCAAAUUAACUAAGAUAGAAUAGCUUAUUUCCAUCGAUAUCAAAGGAUGCCAUUGCCAGGCAUAGUAACUCUUAAUUAGCUUAAAAAGAAGUACCUCCUUUUCUGUAACUAUAAUUAGAAAAGUUGCCAUCAAAAGGAUGCCCCAACUCUUAAUAAGAAUAGUUUAUUUCUAGCAAUUGUUGCUCCGACUCUUUUGGAGACCAUGGCAAUAGCCAUUUUUAUUUAAGUGAACUUGCUAAAAGAAUGUUAAAAUGGAUCGGGCAUUGUCUUAAACUGUGCAGACAUACUGGUUUGAGAAUAUGUUAUUUUAAAAGUCUUCUGAUUGUCCACCAUCUGUUGCUAUUUGUCAAUAUGUUAAGCUCAGAUAUAACAACACAAUUCCCCCAAGGCCGGCUACUCAUUAUUAUGUGAAUUGAUACAAAGUACCAACACAUCAGCAGUGACCUCAUUCUUUUAAAUAUUUUCAAUAAAACUGCAAUGUUAUCUACAGAAAUUUUGGUGAAAUCCACAAGUGGCAACUUUUAUUGAGUGUAAAGGCAUCCAUGAGUACUCUGUAGAUGAUGCAAAUAAAAUUGCUGUGUUUAUCUUUUAUUGCAGAAUCUUGUUAACUGCACUUGCACUGUAGUCUUUUCUUUUUCUCAAUUUGGUCACUGUGAAACAAGAUUGUUCUGACCAAACACCUCCAUUAUCUAUUAAGACUCUCCUCUGAGUUUGUUGCAGGAGAGGCAGAUAGUGAAGAACCUACCUGGCAAUAGACAACAAAUCCAUGAGACAUCUGCUCGAAUCCAAUAUCAAUAUUCACUAAUUUCUCCAAAAUGAACCUAACCCAAGAUUUUGCUUUGCAUUUGGCAGGUUUGUGGAUGUUCUUCUUUGGUGCGAAACACAAAGUGCUACUAGUUACAUAUUGGAAUUUAAAAUUGAAUACUUGGGAGAAAUGGAGAUCUCAGCUGAGGAGAUGAAACUGGGACUAAAAGAGUAUCAGUCAUUUUGUAACUGAACAAUGUAUAGUACUUGGAUGCAAAUCUGAAACUAUACUACCGUGAUUGAUUCCUUCCUUUUUAAGCAAAGCGGCAAACAGCUGCAGUUGCUUUUGAUGUUUGCUUGUGUCUUUUAACUCAAUUGGCACUUGUGAAACCAUCUGUUGUAGAUUUCUUUGAUGACUUGCUGUUUUGAAGCUCA
Molecule: messenger RNA, 2965 nt
Organism: Musa acuminata subsp. malaccensis (wild Malaysian banana)
Lineage: Eukaryota; Viridiplantae; Streptophyta; Magnoliopsida; Zingiberales; Musaceae
Cellular component (GO): NSL complex
Source: RefSeq, a predicted model, not a curated record